AUUACGAAGUUUUAUACAAUGAGCACAGAUGGUUGAUUUCACUGUUGUAAAGCGCGGGUUUUAUUUUUCUUUCGCAUGGUGAUGUUCCCCCUCGUAUAUUUCGUAUUCCUGCUAAUGGGCACACCGGGGGUGAACCCUUCCGUCCUUAGGAACAUCCAACAAGCUGCAGAUGUCGAGCCUGUAACAUUAGAAAUCCACAGUGCUUUCGGUAGAUACAAACGAAGUCUAGGAUUCACCACUCCUCCCGAUGAUUUACACGUGAUAGUGACGUCACCAUCAGACGUAUUGUCUUUAUAUGUGCAGCGUACGCGACGUCAUGUGACCAUGCCCAAAAUUUACAGUGCAACGGAGAAUGGUUUUGUGAAGGAGGAUUCAGUGCAAACAGCGGAAAGUAUAUUCUACGUUAACGACACGGAUAAAACUGCAAUCACUUUGACAUGGAACAACAUGACGUCACAGAAAUUUUAUGGGAGUUUCGUCAAAGACAACCAUGUGCACUUAAUACAGCCGGACUCUGAAGCAAUGCACACUUCACCGGGAGAGAUAGGUCCGCACGUGAUCAGCAAGAUGGAACUGUUGGUAGAUUACUUUCGAGACGCUGUGGUCAUCCAAGAUAGCAUGGACUCUCCUGUAAAAGAUGAAAGCCAGCGAAUUAGUCGAGAGCGACGGGAGGCGACAAGGAACCGGAAACACGGCGAAGAAGGAAGUAGCCUUCCUGAAACUCAGAGACGGAUCCGUGGACGUCGUCAGGUGAUCCGAAAGAACCUAUAUAUGGAGUAUGGAAUCGUGGCUGACUACAAGAAUUACCAAAGAUGGCUUUCGACUACCAACAGUAGCCUGUCUGAUUCAGAAAGGGAUUACAUUACGAAGAACCGAAUGGUGGAGUUUUAUGGUCAUGUGGUCAACUCGAUUGAUGCUAUAUUCAAAUCAGCUGACAGUGAGCGUUACACCUUCAACAUAAUUAUGUCUGGUAUCGUUAUCUUCAAUGAGACGAACACUCCCCCAUGGACUCAUCACCAUGCCUUGUGUCCCGGAUGUAACAUUGUCGACGAUUACGAGGUGCUCAGACAGUUUUCUGAUUGGUCCAAGCAGUUCUUGCAGAACAUCAUACCGCACGACCACGCAACUCUGUUCACAGGGUUUGAUCUGUACUACAGAGACCUGGACUCUCCCAAAACAAUAGGUUUGUCGUUCCUAAGCCGGAUGUGCGGUAACUGGUCGGUAUCGGUGGUGGAGGAGAAAAUGAACGCACUAACAGUCCACGUGGCAGCACAUGAACUCGGACACAAUUUCGGGGCGUCGCACGAUGGAAGUCAAAAUGCAGAUAUGUGCUCAGCCAGGGAUCUCAAUCUAAUGGCAUCCAAGAUGUCACGUGUUACGGACGAAACCAAGGCCAGGAAUCCAUGGGAGUUUUCUGCUUGUUCCCUUCACAGUAUCUACGAUUACAUCGAUAAAAUAACAAGGGAGCGAAGAAAUUGUCUUCUUGGAGUUCCCGCUAUGCAAAACCGUCAAUUUCUCCCACAGCCAGGGCGGGUAUACUCCGCCGAUGAACAGUGUCAGAGUUCAUAUGGCAACCAAUCACGUGUUUGUAGGAAUUAUCACCAUGACGACUGGACGUCAAUGUGUUACGGACUCGCUUGUUUUGUCCCCGAGAAAUCGGAAUGUCACGUGAUCUUUCCUCAUGACGGCACGCCAUGCGGAUAUCAAAAGUGGUGCAUACGGGGACUUUGUGUUAACAGCAGUCAAGCAGAGAAGGUCUCAGAUAUUUGUCCCCAUGGCGAUGACCCCUUUGUGACCUGUGCUCUGUCAGACUGUAGGCGAGGCAGUGGUCGGCUUGGUGAUUGUUGUCAUUACUGUCAACAUGCUAAGACAAAAACAACAGAAACUCAAAAUGUUAUCCCAACUUCAACCCCAAGGGUUACCACAAGUGAUGCUUCGGCAACGUCACAAUCAUUCCAAACAGCCAAAUGCAGCACAGACAACACAAUAGCAAAACCCAACACUGACGUCACAAUAGCAAAACCCAACACUGACGUCACAACAACCAGACACAACACUGACGUCACAACAACCAGACACAACACUGACGUCACAACAACCAGACAAAACACUGACGUCACAACAGCCAGACACAACAUUGACGUCACAACAACCAGACACAACAUUGACGUCACAAUAGCUAAAUACAACACAUACGUCAAAACAGCAAAACACAACACAGACAACACAACAGGCACUGUCUUAUCUAAAUCAACAUCUCAACCUGGUUUGACAUCAACAACAGCGACUCGUAAACAAAGUGACCGAGGCAUCAGUCAAUCCAUCACCACUACGGGUAUAAUCACUUUAAACACUACACAGUCCCGUCAGACCGUCACACAAACAUUCAGUGAUAGACAGGUUCUCAAUCCAAAUCUGCAAGCCUCAGUUGGAGUUUUUCUGUCUCUGGUUGUUCUAUUGUGACGUCAACCAUGAUUAGACAAUUUACUAUGAAAUCAACAUAAUUAGACAUUUCAUUGUGACAUCAACAUGAUCCAACGUUUGAUCGGGACGAUAUUUACAACGGUGGAGCUACAGAACUAAAGAUACAUAUAUGUACUAUAACAUUCUACAUGUUUAAAUUUGUAUUGAUACUAUUAGACAUUUCAAUAGGAAUUGUAUCCGAAACUCUUUGAGUUGAGCUGCAUAAAAUCAAAAUCCAA
Ostrea edulis (European flat oyster) is the source of this 2702-nucleotide messenger RNA. Its product is annotated as A disintegrin and metalloproteinase with thrombospondin motifs 18-like. NCBI's taxonomy places the organism in Eukaryota, Metazoa, Mollusca, Bivalvia, Ostreida, Ostreidae. The transcript has 15 exons. Gene Ontology annotation, biological process: proteolysis. Gene Ontology annotation, molecular function: metalloendopeptidase activity. The record is from RefSeq and is a predicted model, not a curated record. Bases 76 to 2463 code for a protein of 795 amino acids.